Chironomus riparius is the source of this 3349-nucleotide messenger RNA. The record is from the annotation of a GenBank genome assembly. Lineage: Eukaryota; Metazoa; Arthropoda; Insecta; Diptera; Chironomidae.
CUUUAAUCAAUUUUAAAAGUUGAAAAAUAAACGACUUUUUAAAAUUCAAACCAACAUUUUUAAACUACAACAACAAAGUUUGUGGAAAGUCAACAAAAAGAAAAUUAUUAAUUAUAGCCGAAAAUAUGGUGAAAAACGGAAAGAGGAAAAUUUUGAAGGAAAAUGAGGAAAGUACAGACUUUAAAGGAUGGAAAAUAGUAGAUUCAAAUUCAGGACCGUCAACAAAAAUGUCUAAACUACUUCAAUGGACAGAAAUUGACAUUAAAAAUGAUGAAACUGAAGUUUCACUAAAUGAAUCAUUAAUUAAGGAUGAUUUCAUCAAUAACUUUACUGACAGCUUUAAAAAAAGGAAACCAAUGAAGAUAACUAAUGUACAGCUACUAAAUGACCCAUUUCAAGUAGCUGUAGUCAACAAUUUACUUAAAGAUCCAGAAUUGAUUCCAAAAUUAGUUGAGGAAAUGGAAAAUAUUGAAUGGAAUAAGAAGCAAAUGGAUUUAUAUGAAUUCUAUCAGUCUACAGACUUAGUCAAUGUGGGAUCUCCAUAUAUAUCUAGUUUCUACAAGUUUAUUACAAAUGACAUGAAAGUUUGGAUGGAAAAAUUGACAGGAAUGAAGAUCCAGAAAGUCUCAAUGUCCUGCUCAAUGUAUAAUUGUACAAACUUCCUCUUAUCACACGAUGACUUGCUAUCUGAUCGGCUAAUUGCUUAUGUGUUUUAUUUAUCUCCUUGGAAAGAAGCAAAUGAAUGGAAUGAGACAAUGGGCGGUGCCUUAGAAGUCUUUAAAAGUGACAGUAAUGGACAGCCACAAUAUCCAGCAUAUAAAAAGUUCUUCCCAUCAAAUAAUCAGCUUGCAUUCUUUAAAGUCGAAAAAAAGUCACAUCAUCAAGUUGGAGAAGUUUUAACGAAAGACUAUCCAAGAUUAACAAUUCACGGCUGGUUUCAUGGUUUUAAAGACAAUGUCGAUUAUGAUGCAGAUGCUGUAAAAAUCAAAAGACCAAAUGUACCGAUUUUUAAGUCACCAAAUAGCUUAGCAUUUGUAAAUUCUAAAAUAAUUAACAAAAAUUAUUUAAAAGAUUCGAUUAAGGCUGAAAUACAGCAACAAAUUGAGGAUAAUUCAGAAGCUGGACUUGGUGAAUUCUUGACUGAUGAGUUUUUAGGGAAUAUUCAAAAGGACUUGACUAAUUCAAGCUUAAAAUGGACUACAAAAGGUCCAGCAAAUCAACAAAAUUAUGAAAUCCUCGAUGUUCAGUCAGUGCCAAAAAGUUCAAGCUUAAAAGAAUUAAUUUCACUGGUUGGUUCCAAGCAUUUCUUCAAACUUCUUCAUGAAUACACAGAACUAGAUGUGUAUGGAAAGAAUGCAAAGUCACCAACAUGCACUGUUGAGUUCCAGCGAUGGAAAGGAGGCUGUUAUGCCUUAAUUAAUGAUCCAACAACUUAUAGCGAUGACUCGCUGGAUCUUAUUCUUAAUAUUGGACAUAAUGAAGGUGUUGGUACUAUAACAUACUUAGUUCCUGACAAGCAGGAUAACGAUUCAACUUCGGACUAUGAAAAUGAGGAGGAUGACUCGGUUCUUUUGACAAUUUAUCCACAAAAUAAUUUUUUAAAUCUAGUUUAUCGUUCAGCUGGAACUGCCAAAUUUACAAAAUAUUGCUAUAAAUCAGCAAUCAUGGACAAUGAGUUUUUCAAGAUUUGCUCCACAAUAUCCUACAUCGUUGUUAUAUUCGUAAUUGGACUUCCGAUGUGGUGGAAGUCUACAGAAAUCCACAGAGCAGCUCUCCCGUCUGAUGAAAUAGCUGUGCUUGAUAAAACUCCAAUAACAUUUACCAUGAAAAUUGGAAUCUUUAUCGGCAAUGAUGAGAGACAAAAGACAGUCGUAGAGGAACUUGAAGUAUUUUUCAGGAACAAUGACAUGUUUAAUGCCAUCCUAAUCCCUAUUCAAGUUAGUCAAUCAGAUAUUUCAAAUAUUCGCACGCCUGGAAGUCUAGAGAUAAUGUUAAACAAAUAUUAUGUAGCAAAGCCUGGAGACUUACUCGUGGCUGAGUGGAAUAAUCUUCAGGAUGAUGUACUUGUAACAAAUGAGAGGACAUUAUUUGUAUCGCCAAAAGCUUCAUCACAAAAAAUCUAUGAAGUAAUCAGAUCCUGGAUAGUCAGAGACUACAAAAUUCGUUCAAUUCUCGGCCAAGUCAAGACAUUUGAUGGAAAGCAAUUAAGGCACAACUUCCCACCACCAUCACCUGAAUAUGAAAUAAUGCUGUCAAUUCUUAAUCCAAAGCCUGAUCUUCAAACACUUUACUGGAAUGUGAAGAAGGCAACUGAAGAUUAUUUACAGCCAUUCCUUAAAGAGUUCAGUGACUUGUCAGACUUUACAAUUAAGUCACAAUGGAAGUAUCAAGUUCAGCUUAAAUAUGACAGUAAGCAGAUCAAAGAUUCAUCAAAAGUUGGACGACAUUUUGCAAUGGACAAAGAUUCACUUCCACAUAUAAUCACGUCAAUUGAGAGGAAAUUGGGAACUGAUGUCGCUAAUAAGCCAUGCAUUCAUCUCGUUGUCUAUGCUCCACCUUGUAAUUCAGCACCUGUUUACAUCUAUAAAGAUUCAAAACGUGUGUCAAAUUUAACAUUUGAUUCCUUUAUAUCCGCAAAAUGGGGUGGAAUUGUCAUUGCUAAUCCACCAGACACAACAUGCUCGGUUAUAUUAAGUGAGGAUGAUGGAACUAAACCUAAAGAGAUCUAUUUACAUUCACAUGCUAUUAUGGACUUUGUGCUGUAUGAAUUGAGGAAGAUUUUUGAGCUGGAAGUGGAAGUUCCGAUUAAUAAUGCAGCACUUGUCAGUUUAGAACAAAUUACGCCAAGAUUGUGGGAAAAGGACAUGUACUUAAGGAAUGGUGCUGUACAUUUGAUUGCAUCUGCUUCGUCUACGUUACAAUCAUUAAUUAAGCUACUCGAUGACAUAAAAAAUAUCGUAAUCGGAGAUCAUGUUGGACAUGAAAUUUAUGCUGCAUAUGAAAAUGUCUUAAAAGCUAAGGAACAUCUUGCAAAUAAUGAAAUUAAUAAGGCUGUUAAGCAUGCAAGAAUUGCAUUUAUUGCUGCUGAAAAAGCAUUUAAUGAUCCAAGUUUAUUGGAACUGUUGUAUUUCCCAGAAGAACAAAAAUAUGCCAUUUACAUUCCUUUAUAUCUCCCAAUCAUGAUUCCUGUAAUAUUCAGCUUUAAUUCAAUUAAAAAAUAUUUUAAGAAAAAGAAGGAACAAGAUGUGGAUGAGAAGGAUGAAGUGUCCAAAAAGGAUAACUAGACUGUCGAUUUUGUACCAAAAAAAAUAUAAUUUCUUAAUAAAAUUUACUUUAUUUUAAGCUUGAA